This is a messenger RNA of Pistacia vera, 426 nucleotides long. Its product is annotated as cytochrome P450-like. Gene Ontology annotation, molecular function: oxidoreductase activity, acting on paired donors, with incorporation or reduction of molecular oxygen; monooxygenase activity; heme binding. NCBI's taxonomy places the organism in Eukaryota, Viridiplantae, Streptophyta, Magnoliopsida, Sapindales, Anacardiaceae. The record is from RefSeq and is a predicted model, not a curated record. The coding region runs from base 1 to 426 and encodes 141 amino acids. The transcript has a single exon.
AUGCGAUUGUACCCACCAGUACCGAUUGAUACAAAAGCUUGCAGCAACGACGACAUCUUGCCGGACGGGACAUUUAUCGGCAAGGAAUGGUUUAUUUCGUAUCAUACAUAUGCGAUGGGGCGAAUAGAGAGUAUAUGGGGUGAGAAUUGCAAUGAAUAUUUGCCCGAAAGGUGGCUCGAAAAUGGAAUUUACCGGCCAGAAAACAUGUUUAAGUUUCCGGUUUUCCAUGCUGGACCGCGAAUGUGUCUGGGGAAAGAUAUGGCAUAUAUUCAGAUGAAAUCAAUUGCGGCAUCUGUGAUCGAGAGGUUCGUGAUCGAUGUUCAGAAUAGGGAUAAGUUUCCGGAGCACGUGUUAUCUUUGACUCUAAGAAUGAAAGAUGGGUUACACGUGAGGGUGAAGGAAAGACGUGUGGACGUGAUCAAUUGA